AUGGCGGCCGCCGAGCCCCCGGCGGGGCCGGGCGGAGGGGAGCCCGGGGGUCGACAGUGGACGCUGGUGGUCGACCCCUUGGGCGGGCUGCGCGCGCGCCUCCCCUGCCGCGUGACCGCGCGGCCCCUCGACCCCCUUGGGCCGCCCGGGGGGGCGACCGCCUGCUGCUGCCCCUGCUGGGGGACCGGAAGCGGAAAUGAGAUGGCAUCUAGGAAUCGAAGUUGCGAUCUUCCAUUGCACAUAGACAUGCUUUCACGACACAUUUUGAGGAGAGCACCCAUCCCUGGAAAAUUAGGGAACAUCUCUCUGUGCAAGGCGGACCUGUUUGGGUAUCGGAGUCAGAGAAUACACGUGCGAACAAAAGGAGGCAAUGUCACCUGUCUAGGAACAAUCCAUGGAAAUACAGAAAUUUUCGCAGCUGAAAAAAGUCUCGUGUCUGUGGACAAGAUGCAAGGGAGUUCUGUAAACAUAUCAACUGAAGAUGGUCUGCUGAAGCUCAGAUACCUCUAUACCGACUCCUCACUCUUGUCUUCAGUCUCCGGGAACAUCACAUUGGGCAGCAUUCAUGGUGAUAUCACUCUACAAAGCAAAACAGGCAACAUCACAGUAGAUUCAUCAUCUGGCUGUCUGAGAGCCUCCACGUAUCAGGGUGCCAUAGACGUGUAUGUCAGCCAAGUGGGGAAAGUAGACUUGAAAUCCCAGAAAGGUAGCAUCAUCCUCAAGGUGCCAUCCUCUCUGCAGGCUGGCAUCUGCCUGUCAGGAAGCAAGGUGGACUUGAAGCCAGAAAUCCAACUGCAAGAAAUGUCUCAGGUCUUCAGAGAUGACGGGGUAGUGAUCACUGAUAAAGACGGAAGACAUUCACCGCAGUAUGUGACAAACUGCUGUGACAAGUAUUCCUGUUAAGGCCAGCCAAGAGAACAACAUAACUUCAAGAUAGAAUCAUCUGUGGACUUGGUGGAUAUGUGAAAGUUUUCACCAAAGUAAGCCUGGCAAAUGGAAGCCCAAAACCUCACUCCGGCAAUGUACAUGUAAUUAUAUGAUGUAUAAAGGAUAGAAGACA
This is a messenger RNA of Ornithorhynchus anatinus (platypus), 1060 nucleotides long. RefSeq names its product family with sequence similarity 185 member A (gene FAM185A). The coding region runs from base 1 to 903 and encodes 300 amino acids. Lineage: Eukaryota; Metazoa; Chordata; Mammalia; Monotremata; Ornithorhynchidae. The record is from RefSeq and is a predicted model, not a curated record. The transcript is spliced from 8 exons.